Molecule: messenger RNA, 1422 nt
Organism: Puccinia triticina
Lineage: Eukaryota; Fungi; Basidiomycota; Pucciniomycetes; Pucciniales; Pucciniaceae
Exons: 9
Coding region: 1-1422 (473 amino acids)
Source: RefSeq, a predicted model, not a curated record
AUGCAUUUUGCCCAACAUGUGCCCUCAUGGAGUCUGUGUCUUGCGGUAUACGCCACCGCAACUUUAGCUUCCAUUACACCUCCUGUCCCCUCAACUACUGCUCCUGUCCAGCCCCAGCCGGCUCCAGGCGCUCCAGCCGGGUCGCCCCCGCAAGCCAAACCACAGGCUGUUGUCGCUCCCCGUCCCGCACCAAUCCCACCGCCCGCAAAUCUUCCCUGCGUUGCCCAGAAUCUAACGGCCGAGACCUGGAACCGUCUCCAAAUCGACAAAUACCUGGCCACUUAUCCCGGCGGCCAAUCGCUCACUCUGGAGCAAUAUGCAGAUUCAAAAGGUGCGCAAAACUUCCGCUGCGGCAUCGAGGAGUUUUGCACGAGUGGUCAGAUAUGCAAUCCCGUGCCUGCACCGGACUGGUAUGUGAUGGUCGCUGCCCAAGAAUGGAACAACUGCAUGAACUCUGUCUUCAAGGCAGUCCAUUUCGCCGUCAACAGUGUCCAAGGCACGCUUGCUCUGAUGGUCACCGGCUUAGCCGAGCAAAACAUCAAACCCCACGAGAUACUCUUCGGCGUCGGUUCUAUCACGUCUUUACUAGCCUCAGCAGCCGCAGUCAUCGGGCUGGGUACGGCGGUACUCUUCGCGUUUGGCUUUGUCACCGGACUGGCACCCAUCGCCCUCGCUGCUGGUUAUGUUACCCUGGGAGCAACCCAACUAGCACCUCUGGCUUUUGGAGCUAGUAGCCUGUUAUCCCACAAACCCUCAGACAAAAAAAGUUUCAUCAAGUGGGCGAACGUCGGCAACAUGUUUUCGCAGUGGGAAUCCCACAUGCAAUCAAUGAUCACCAACACCACUCAAUCUGUCAUCAAUUCGCCAAUCAGCUCGAACAACGGCAUCAGCGGUGUCCUGAGAAACGGUGCCUUCUUGUUUGAAACCCAAGCCAAGUCCACCUCCGAGCUCCAGAUUGACUACGAAACCAUCCUUCAAGCCAGGUCCCUCAACUUGGUCCUCCGAGCCAUGGGAGCUUUCGUCACCAGAGGAAGCGAUAAGUGUAAUGCAAAAGGUCCCAACGGAGCAUGGGGAGACGAGGGCAACCUUUCUUUCUGUGGACCGGACAAAAUUAUGAUGAACAUUGUCCUUGCUCAUGGUGACAAAACCAAGAAUAAGAUCAACAAUGCUAAAUAUAUCGCAACCAAGUUCGGAUUCACAACCGAAUACAUUGUCACUCAGUCGUGGAACUGCCAGCAGAAAUACCAGCAAUUCGAGUAUGACCCUUACCGAGACGGGCCGUUGCCCUCUGACGCCAAUGCCGAUUGUGUCAUGAACCUGCCCGUGUGUGACUUGACUGACCAAAGAAUCGACCUCGCCCGACACGGAAAACACCACCACACAACAAAGGCCUGCAGGACCCAGGGCGGGCUUCCCAUCUGA